AUGGUGUCCUGCCUGCAGGGAGCCAUCGUGGCCGUCACGGGAGACGGGGUCAAUGACUCGCCAGCCCUGAAGAAAGCUGACAUUGGCGUCGCCAUGGGCAUCUCCGGCUCCGAUGUCUCCAAGCAGGCAGCCGACAUGAUCCUGUUGGACGACAACUUUGCGUCGAUCGUGACGGGUGUGGACACAGGGCGCCUGAUAUUCGACAACUUGAAGAAAUCCAUCGCCUACACCCUGACCAGCAACAUCCCAGAGAUCACUCCGUUCCUCCUUUUCAUCGUGGCAAACAUUCCUCUGCCAUUGGGCACUGUCACUAUUCUCUGCAUUGACCUGGGCACAGAUAUGGUCCCCGCAAUCUCAUUGGCUUAUGAAGCAGCAGAGAGCGACAUCAUGAAACGCCAACCACGCAACCCAAAAACAGACAAACUGGUGAACGAGAAACUGAUCAGCAUGGCAUAUGGCCAGAUUGGGAUGAUCCAAGCCCUGGGGGGAUUCUUCACCUACUUUGUCAUUCUGGCUGAGAACGGUUUCCUCCCCUCGAGGCUCCUCAACAUUCGCCUGGACUGGGAUGAUCGCUCAAAGAAUGACCUGGAGGACAGCUACGGGCAGGAGUGGACCUACAAACAACGCAAGAUUGUUGAGUUCACAUGCCACACAGCCUUCUUUGCAAGUAUUGUGGUGGUCCAGUGGGCUGACCUCCUGAUUUGCAAGACUCGGCGUAACUCCAUCUUCCAGCAAGGGAUGAAGAACAAGAUCCUGAUUUUUGGACUCUUUGAAGAGACUGCCUUAGCAGCUUUCCUCUCCUACUGCCCAGGAAUGGACGUGGCACUGCGCAUGUACCCACUGAAACUUCCCUGGUGGUUCUGUGCCUUUCCCUACAGCCUCCUGAUCUUCAUCUAUGACGAGGUUCGGAAAUUCAUCCUUCGCCGACGUCCUGGAGGUUGGGUUGAACAGGAGACCUAUUAUUGAGGCACUGAGCAUUCCCUCGGACAACUCUCCUCCUUCCAUCAGCUCUUGCAGCAAGAGGAUACCAGACACAAGCUUAGGGUGGUAUCCCCAUCUCGCCAUCUUCACUCCUAUUUCCUUCUCCCACCUUUCCCAGCGAGCUAAUCAAAUGCAUUGAUAAGUGACCUUUGCUGUACUGAUUUAAAUUAAAAUGAUUUCCUCAG
Messenger RNA from Rhincodon typus (whale shark), 1166 nucleotides. Its product is annotated as sodium/potassium-transporting ATPase subunit alpha-2-like. Gene Ontology annotation, cellular component: membrane. The record is from RefSeq and is a predicted model, not a curated record. Gene Ontology annotation, molecular function: P-type sodium:potassium-exchanging transporter activity; ATP hydrolysis activity; ATP binding. The coding region runs from base 1 to 966 and encodes 321 amino acids. The transcript is spliced from 8 exons. NCBI's taxonomy places the organism in Eukaryota, Metazoa, Chordata, Chondrichthyes, Orectolobiformes, Rhincodontidae. Gene Ontology annotation, biological process: potassium ion import across plasma membrane; intracellular potassium ion homeostasis; intracellular sodium ion homeostasis.